Messenger RNA from Hypomesus transpacificus, 1233 nucleotides. RefSeq names its product swi5-dependent recombination DNA repair protein 1 homolog. NCBI's taxonomy places the organism in Eukaryota, Metazoa, Chordata, Actinopteri, Osmeriformes, Osmeridae. The coding region runs from base 526 to 1233 and encodes 235 amino acids. The record is from RefSeq and is a predicted model, not a curated record. The transcript has 3 exons.
GUCUGACAGUAUUUCAGUGAGUGGAGCCAAGGGAGUCUAUAUUUUAUCAGUUAAUAUCAGCAUCAUCUCAAAUACUAUAUGCUAAUGUGGAAGUGCAAUAAUAAUAACAAUAUAAUCAUGUCAGAACUUGGUGCCAAAGCUUCCUCGAUGCCCAGAGCCCAGCCGCAAGCGCAAGGCUACCAGGAAGGCUGCAGGAGCUGAGAAGGAUACAGGGGCCAACAAGGGGCCCCUGCCAGAGUCUUGGAGGGUUGUGGAAGAAGCUGGAGCUGCUUAUCGUUCAGCCCUGGCUGACGAGCUGGCAGGACUAGGCAUGGUGGUGAGUAGAAGGCCCCAAUCCACCUCCCUGGGUACUACAGACUCCAGCCAGGCUCCUCCCCUCCUCUCCAUCUUCCUCCACCUCUCCUACAUCUCUGAUACUGGCUCUGUUACUGUGCCUUGCUAAGUCUGUUUCUUGCCUUAAGGUGACUGGUGGUGCGAAGAUGCUUCCCAUCCCCCAGACCAGCUACUGUGAGUCUUUGUUCAUUCAUGUAUCAACAUUUAAAUGAUCACCUUCUGUCAAGAGAAGGGAUCCACCAAUCACAUUGUGACUCAGCUCUUCCUCUAGGUGUUCUUCCAGCAAUCAAAAGUUCCUCUCGCCCAGUGGAACCAAUCAGAGCAUCGGCCUCUGAAACACUCGGGCCCCUGGGCUGCAGAGCCACACCAGAUGGAAGGGAGAGUGCGUACUCCUCUCCACCUCCGUCUCCACCUCCGUCUCCACCUCCGUCUCCACCUCCGUCUCCACCUCCGUUUCCACCUCCGUCUCUACCUCUGUCCACAUGUCGACCUGAGGCGCAGUCUCCAGGUUCUUCUCCACCUUCGACCUUGAAUGACCCUGUGACCCGGGAGACCACGCCCAGUCUUCUGUCAUUGGAGGAGACCGGGGACGAGCUUUCUGUGUUGGAGGCCAUGAUGUCACAUCCUCAUUGGAAAAUCAUCAACAGGGUCCUGUUGAGAAAGAACAAGAGCGUAGCUGAGCUGCAGGAGCGCUCGAAGGAGGUCAUGGAGUGGGUUCUCAAGGUGACCAACGAGGUGGUCCUGCCCGCCAUGGCCCUUUACCAGGUCCUCCACAUCCGCAAUACCAAGAUGGCCGCCCGCUGUCCGCCGCCAUCUCCUACAGCAGCUGUGACUCCCACAGUGACAGGUCCUCUUCCGCAGGGCUGCUGUCCCCAGCCAGGCCUGUCACUGGCUCUCUGA